Molecule: messenger RNA, 6418 nt
Organism: Marmota monax (woodchuck)
Lineage: Eukaryota; Metazoa; Chordata; Mammalia; Rodentia; Sciuridae
Gene: Gpr141
Product: G protein-coupled receptor 141
Exons: 4
Coding region: 2619-3536 (305 amino acids)
Biological process (GO): G protein-coupled receptor signaling pathway
Cellular component (GO): membrane
Molecular function (GO): G protein-coupled receptor activity; oxysterol binding
Source: RefSeq, a predicted model, not a curated record
GUUCUUGGAAUAAAUUGCUGAUUUGUGUAAAGACAAAUUUCUUGCUUCUAUUCUUGAAGUCACAUGGAAAAAUAAAUUACUCAUAUAUUCUGGCUUCCAGCCACCUCUGGUUUGGAAGAAUUGGAAACUAGUGUGAGAAUGCUCCUCCAUGUACUUUUCAUGCAUCAUCUAUUACUGUUCUCCAACCUGUUGCCCCUGAAAACACAUUGCACAUUCUGUCCUUUAGAAUGUCAUGAUCAGUGCCUACAAUGCAGCUACCUCUUUUUCUUCUGUGGAGCUCAUAGUCAUCUGCCCAGCACAAAAACCACUGAUAUGAGCAGAUGGAGUUGCUGACAUCUCUCUGUGUCAUUCAGUACAAUGACACUCACAUGUUGCAUCUAUGCUGCCUUGCACAAAAGAUAACUCUAGUGCAGGUCUUAUCAUCUUGUUGUAAUCUCCUUGCAGAGGAGAGCUGGUAUCUUCAAGAGUAGAGCCUUUGUCCUAUUCAGUGACUUCAUGAAGACAUUUGGAUGUGAGAUGCAAAGUAGAAAAAACAAUGGUCACAUUGAAUUCACUCUCCUGGCAUUCUGUCUCUCUCCUCCCCAUAUCUGUGUUCCAUGUAUGUAUAAUCUAUCAUAUAAACAUCUCUACCAAGAGAAAUUGUUGAAUUGAUCAUUUCAGAUCUCUUCCCAAGAAGCAAAGUGAACAAAUACAUAUUUAGUUUCUUUUAAUUGAGUUGUCAGGAAAAAAUUACUUAUUUUAAUAGUAAAAUAGGAUUAUUAUUAUAUCAGUUUUAUUCUUUAAGGUGAAUACACACACACGCAUACACACACACACAUACACACAUACAGGGUGGGAAGGGAGAGAUUCAAAGAUUCAUAAUCUAUGUGUCUCAGGAGACUGUAAUCUUAUUGGAGGGACAUGAUUUAUGCCUGUAAAACAGAUGUAUAGAUCAUGUGUCAUCAUGAAAAUCAUACAUUGUCAAGUGCUUUAUGGUUUAUAAAGAGCAGGUGGGUGUAGUAAUUCUUGUUUACCUUUGUUCCCCCCCAAAAUUAGAGAACAUUCAAGUUUAGUGUUCAAUUUUCUUUGCUGAAAAAGAUCUGAAACUGGCCAAUUCAAAUCUUUGCCCUUGGCAAAGACAUUUAUAGAAAAGCAAAGUGGUUAGAUUAUCUUUGUCAGAUUGACAUUUGUUAGCAUAAACUUGGUUAGCAAAAAUAUGAAGAAUAUAGAAUAAAUACCAUUAGCCAAAGGAAUGAGUGUGUAGCUUGUUUGUAGCUAGUUUUCUAGAAUAGUUCUUAAUACCAUAAAAGUUUAUGGGGAAGAAAUGUAAAGCCUUUUAUCAAGAAUGUAAAUUGCUUCCAUAAGAAAGUGUUGCUGAGUUGAAUUACACUGUACAGCUCUGACCCAGACCAGCUUUGAGACCCUUUUCCCUUUACAUUACAAAUGAGAUCAAGGCUGAUGGUCACCUGGCUGGUCUUGCAGAUCAGGAAAGUGAAUUGUGACUCCAAGUCUAGAGUUUUCCCUAGCAGCCCCAUACACAGGCAUGAGUUGCCCAAUGCAGCCCCUGAGUGCUGUCAUAGUUCAGUGAGGUGGGAGGUCAGCAAACAGAGUAGCUGGAGAUAAUGACUCUGUGUCUGGAAUUAUGAAUGAACUCUGAGUAAACAACAAGGAAUCAGACAGUCAGAUGUGUCAUGGUAGCAUUCUUAACAUACAUUUGUAUCAAAAUCACCUGAGCUACUUGUUAUCAACACCCAUUUCAGAGUCUUUCCAUGGAUUACCACAAAGUGGUAUGAAAUGAGCCUCUGGGCAUCAGUGGCUUGACUGUUUCCUCAGGGGUUACCAAAGCUGGUCGUUAGGUGGAUGGUUCUCUCUCAUCCCAUUUUUUAAACCCUUUGUAAUAAGUGCUAUUACCAAAGAUAUAAUUAAUAGCUGUUCUGAGGUUUUAUGUUUAAGAUAAGGAGGACUAGACAAGUUUCUAAGAUGUUCAGAGAGACAAUCUUCAUGUUCUGGUCCUAGUGCCCAACAGUGUGCAGUAUACCAGAAGACACAAGAGUCACAGGAGACAAGGCCAGUCCCUGUACUCUGUGCUGCCUGUCCUUUCUUUCUUAAAACAAAACAACAAGAACCAGUAGUGAUUCUCUCUGCUCUUGUAAACUUCAAAGAAACAAAAAUAUCUGUCAUGUCCCAGAUAAUGUGGCUUGGCCAAUUUCAUCAAACCUCUGCUUCCUGUGGACACAGUGAUAUCCAACUUGUGACAAUUGUGAUGACCAAAAGGAAAAAUGUGUGAAACAUGCCUAGAAUAUGGAAUUAUUAAUCAUUAUUUCCCUUCUUUCCUACCACCAGUGUACAGUUAGAUGUUUUGACACCUGCAAAUGUAAUCAAACUGAAAUAUCCUAUCUCACUUUUCUGUCCAUCAACAAUUUUCAGUUAAAGACCACAGGGACACCAGUAACUGAACAGGAUUUUAAAAAGUUGUCUUCAUUGGAAGAAUUACUUUCAACUUGUAAUAUAAGAUUUUCUGAUGUUUCUGUGCUCUCUGGGAACUUGGAAGAAGUCUGGUUUCGUUCAUUCAGCAAUUGUUUAUCAAGAGGCUCUUACACAAAGGCACUGUUCCAGAUUCUAAAGGCGAUGUCUGAAGAAUGGCUGGUUACAAUAUCUCCAGGAAUUCCUCUUGUGAUCCUAUACUGACUCCUCAUUUAACCUGGCUCUACUUUGUAGUGCUCAUUGGCGGACUGACAGGUGUCAUCUCCAUUUUGUUCCUGCUGGUGAAAAUGAAUACACGGUCCGUGACGACCACAGCAGUCGUUAACCUGGUGGUGGUCCACAGUGUUUUUCUGCUGACAGUACCUUUCCGCUUGUCCUACCUCAUCAAGGAGACUUGGACAUUUGGAUUGCCCUUCUGCAAAUUUGUGAGUGCCAUGCUGCACAUCCACAUGUACCUCACGUUCCUCUUCUACCUGGUGAUCCUGGUUAUCAGGUACCUCAUCUUCUUCAAGCGCCAGGACAAAGUGGAAUUCUACAGAAAACUACAUGCAGUUGCUGCCAGUUCAGGCAUGUGGCUUUUGGUGAUUGUCAUUGUGGUACCCCUGGUCAUUUCUCAGUAUGGAAAUAAUGAGGAGUACAAUGAAAACCACUGUUUUAAUUUCCAUAAGGAACUUGGUCGUGAGUAUGUGCAAGCCAUCAAUUACAUAAUAGUCAUUAUUGUCAUAACCACUGCAGUGAUUCUCUUGGUCUUCCAGAUCUUCAUCACUAUAUCCAUGGUGCGGAAGCUAAGCCACUCCUUACUGUCCCACCAGGAGUUCUGGGCUCAGCUGAAGAAUCUAUUCUUCAUAGGCAUCAUCCUUAUUUGUUUUCUUCCCUACCAGUUCUUCAGGAUCUAUUACUUGCAUGUUGUGGCACAAACCAAGGGCUGCAAUAACAGUGUUGCAUUUUACAAUGAAAUCUUCCUGAGCGUCACAGCCAUUAGCUGCUGUGAUUUGCUGCUCUUUGUUCUAGGGGGAAGCCAUUGGUUUAAGCAAAAGAUAAUUGACCUAUGGAAUUGCCUUUUGUGCCGUUAGCCAUGAACCACCAUAGUAAUUUCUUUGUAUUGGGAGUGAAAAUAGUCCAGGGAGGUAAGUGGAGGGCUAUGGAAAAUAAUAUUCCAACCAGAUAGCCCCAGAAGAAAAGCGGAGAGAUGGUGCAGCUCCAGAGGAGGGAGAGAAAACUAGCCAAGCAUUAACCUACCGGUAAGUCCUUUCCCAAUAACAAUGGGCCCUGAAGGAAGGGAGUGGCUUCUGAAUGCUGGGCUAUGGACUUGGACCUUCCCCCAUUGCAAAUUAGUCCUAAAUGGAGACUCAGUAAAUAUGGAAACUCUGGGAAACAGUGAAUCCCAGAGAAAGAAAAGCAAUGGGUGAGAUUUGAGGAUACAUCUCUCAGGAUCUGGACUUCCAUCUCUCCAGGUAACAAUGAGUUUCAACCUUUUUAACCACUGCUUUCCUGAGUUAAAGUUUUAACCUGCACCACUAGCCCCUGACUGUCCAAAGGGCACAUCCACAGUUUCCAAUGAUUAAACCACCCUCACUGUAUCCUCUGUAACUGAAGGCCACUUUCUCAUCCAGAAAAUGAACCCCUAUGGUGCCUGAGUCUGUGAAUGAAUAAACGGCAUCUCUGAAUCUUUUGAGGUCUGCAUCCAUCAUUUUGUGCUUACAAUAAGAAUACCAUUCAUUAUUUGCUCCAGCCAAACAAAAGUAGUAUAAAAUUACAGAGCACUCAUCUCAAUCUUUACUUGAUCCUUGUGGUCUCCAAAAGAUGCCCAUACAAAGACCACUGAUGAUGACUCCACAUGGAGUUGCAAUUAUGCUUUUCUCUCUAUAAUACUGUGUUAUAAUAAAAGGCUGACUAAUGUGGGCCUACAGAAGAAAUAUUACCCAAAUAUGAAAUUGCAUUAUUUUCUAGCGUGAAAUGUUUGCUUGGUCUAACAGGUACUAGUUUCAUUAGCUCAUUCUAAUUUCCUCAGCUAGAAGCAUGGUCUUUUCUUGGGGUUUGGACUGGACUCAGCUGUCUAGUUCUUUUCAUGCCUCUUCACCUUAGGUAGGUUAAUCUUGGUUAUAAUUUAGCUCUCAACACACCAGGCAAGAUGAUCCAUCCAACUCAUACUGGCAAAAAGAGAUGAAGGGAGAAAUAGUAUGAAAUUUCUCUGGGUAAUCAUAACUGGUGAGAAGUUCAGUAUUUAGACAUGAAGAGAAACAGAUCUCGUGGACUACUGCUAGAACAAGGAUUUCUAGAUAUGUCCUUUUUUUUCUAGAACAUUACUUUAUUUAUUUAUUUUAUAUUUGUUCUAAUUAGUUAUACAUGACCAUAGAAUGCAUUUUGACACAUUGUACAUAAAUGGAGCACAAUUUCUCCUUCCUCUGGCUGACAUGGUGCAGGGUCACACCAGAAGUGUCAUCAUACAUGUAUAUAAGAUAUAAUGUUCAUCUCCUUCCACUGUCCUUCCCAUCCCUCUAGAUUUGUCUAUUGAAAGGUCAAGUUUAAGGUCAUAGGGGUCUGUGUUCAGGAUCACCAAUUGUACUGUUCCUCCAAAAAUCAUUUAUAAGGUUACUGAAUAUAUCUAAACAAUGGUGAAACUGUAACCUAGAGAAUAUUCCUGAUCAAUGUGCUGCUAGGCAUUAAAAUGAGUUCCCAAGAGAGAUGAUUAACAUUUUUUCCUUUUCUGUAUUUUGGAAGAAUUUCUAGAUGUCUUGGGCUACAGUUAAUUUAAAUGUUCUUUUGAUACAGAAAGUUCUAUUGAAAUUUUUGAAGUUCAUUUCAUUCUUAAAGUUAUAUAUUUUUUUAAAAAUGAAAACUACAUUCUUAAAAACUUUUGGUAAAUGUAUGGAGUAACCAUUAAUUUAGACUGUAUGAGAUAAGACUUUAUCAAGAAAGUUUUCUGAAUUUGAGGAAUGAAUGAACAAAUGUACUGAAAAAUAAUAAAAAAUGUAACCUUCAAAAUAUUAAAUAAUUUGAAGUUUUUGCAAAAUUCUGAUUAGCAUUUUGCCAUUGUUUUGUAACUUGUGAUAUGUGCCACAUUUUAUUUCACGAAUGUCUAUUAAUGGCUAGGUUGAUACUAUGCUCGUGGAUUUUAGUUCCUUCCUGCUGAUAUUUCUAUUGCCUUCAAAAUUUUAUAAUCUAAAUUUGCCAAGAAACAAAUCCAGUUGCAUGUUUUUAAUGCUGCAGAAAACCUGCAGUAACUAAUGGUAAGAAUAGAACUACUAUUUUGGUUAUAAUUUAGCUCUCAAUACACCAGACCAGAAUGAAUUGAGAACUUUUUUUUUUUUUUUUUCAGCAAGGUAUAUCUUCACGAUUUAGCAGUUUUCCAUAAUUGGCUGUCACCUUAUGGAUCCACAAAUACAUCAAGGGAAUAAGAAUUAGCUCUGUGAGUUUCUAGCAUUAAAAUUGCGAUUCAUAGAAAUUAAUUUUGAGGAAGAAAAAACAGCAACAUACUGGGAACAUUUCUAGUUUCCAAUUUUUUUCCUAUUUUAAAUUUCUUUUAUCUGUCAUGUUUUUCCUCUUUUUAAUUAUAUUGCUUUCAUUUAUUAUGUGAUUUCUCUUCUGAUUUUCCUAAUUUUUUAUUUCUCUCUUUGUUCCAUAACGUUUGCGAGACAAUUACUAAGACAUGAACACUUUAAGAAAAUUGGUAAUGUCCAAUAAAUGUAUAAGAAAAUAAAGAAAUAGAGUAAAAUAUUUUACCUUCAAAAAUUAUUUGUGAAAAUUUCAUUAUGUUUCUCUUCUUAUAUUAUUAGUAUCAUAAUAUCUUCUAUCUUACAGUUUGUGUUUUGACCUUUUCCAGAUUUUAGAUAUGUUGAGGUCAGGCAACUAUGCUUCUCUCUAUCAUAAUAAAAGACCUAGUUAUGUGGGCCCAUAAAAGAAAUAUUAUCCAAAUAUGAAAAUGCACACUCUGUAAAAUAAAACAUCUUAUUCA